Terrapene triunguis (Three-toed box turtle) is the source of this 864-nucleotide messenger RNA. Its product is annotated as cadherin-related family member 2-like. The record is from RefSeq and is a predicted model, not a curated record. The transcript has 5 exons. Gene Ontology annotation, molecular function: calcium ion binding. Gene Ontology annotation, biological process: homophilic cell-cell adhesion. Gene Ontology annotation, cellular component: plasma membrane. NCBI's taxonomy places the organism in Eukaryota, Metazoa, Chordata, Testudines, Emydidae. The annotation marks the transcript as partial.
GUCAGGAUUGGGACCAGUGCCCGACCCAGUUGCUCCCCUGUGGGGUGUGGCCAGGGUGGAGCAGGCCCCCAGCUGCCGGGUUUCUCCCCCUCCUCUCUCCCGGGCAGGGCUCCAAUGGCGCCUUUGAGCUGCAGCUGCAGGGCCCGGACGCCGCCUCCUUCUCCGUCUCGCCCACGAGGAUCACGGGCACGGGGGCAGUGCAGGUCCUGGUGAAGCACCCCAGCACCGUGGAUUACGAGCGGGUUCAUGUGAUAACAAUGGAGAUCGUUGCCAACGACACCAGGAACCCCGGGAACUGCUGCUCCAUCGCCACAGUGACCAUCCAGCUGCUUGACAUCAACGACCACAGCCCGGAGUUCGGGCAGAGCACGUACCAGCUGCAGGUGCCGGAGAACAGCCCAGCGGGCACCGUCAUCUCCAACAUCACGGCCACUGACCCGGACAGCGCCGGCUUUGGCAGGAUCACCUACAGGCUGCUGCCUGAGAGCAUGCUGGACAUCUUUGCGGUGAACGCCAGCAGCGGGGAGGUGCUGGUGCGGAACGGCAGCUUGCUGGACCGCGAGACCCGCCCGGGCUAUUACCUCACCCUGCAGGCCGUGGACGGGGGGAACAUGACCGGCUCCACCUACCUCGAGAUCACACUGCAGGACACCAACGACAACGCCCCAGUCGUCAGCGGUUCCUACAACAUCUUCAUCAACGAGGAGCAGGAGAACAUCAGCGUCCAGAUCCAGGCCUUUGACAACGACGAGCCCGGCACCAACAACAGCCGCCUGCGCUUCCAGCUGGAGCCCGGGGCCUUCAGCGCCAACUUCACCAUCGACCCCGCCACGGGGGUGCUGCGCAGCCUGGGGGCGCUGGACC